Messenger RNA from Paracoccidioides lutzii Pb01, 534 nucleotides. RefSeq lists its product as hypothetical. The transcript is spliced from 2 exons. The record is from RefSeq and is a predicted model, not a curated record. The coding region runs from base 1 to 534 and encodes 177 amino acids.
AUGCAGCUCCAGAAUCUAUUGACACUUAUUUCUCUCUUUGCGACCUUAGUCGCAGGAGCACCGGCUUCACCAGAUACUCGUUCGGAAGCUAACAUACCGGUUCUGUCAAUGGUAGCCAAACGUUCUGAUGCCGAUGCGGCCACUAAAUACGUAGUCGACAAGCGUUCUGACGCAGAUGCGGCCACUAAAUACGUCGUCGACAAGCGUUCUGACGCAGAUGCGGCCACUAAAUAUGUCGUCGACAAGCGAUCUGACGCAGAUGCGGCCACUAAAUACAUCGUCGACAAGCGUUCUGACGCUGAUGCUGCAACUAAAUAUGUAAUUGACAAGCGAUCCGACGCAGAUGCGGCCACUAAAUACGUCGUCGACAAGCGUUCUGAUGCUGAUGCGGCCACUAAAUACGUCGUCGACAAGCGUUCUGACGCAGAUGCGGCCACUAAAUACGUCGUCGACAAGCGUUCUGACGCAGAUGCGGCCACUAAAUACGUCGUCGACAAGCGUUCCGGCGCUGUGACUCGUUAUGUCGUUGACUAA